Messenger RNA from Tripterygium wilfordii, 2858 nucleotides. Its product is annotated as histone-lysine N-methyltransferase, H3 lysine-9 specific SUVH4-like. Bases 226 to 2229 code for a protein of 667 amino acids. Gene Ontology annotation, molecular function: protein binding; histone methyltransferase activity; zinc ion binding. The transcript is spliced from 15 exons. Gene Ontology annotation, cellular component: nucleus. NCBI's taxonomy places the organism in Eukaryota, Viridiplantae, Streptophyta, Magnoliopsida, Celastrales, Celastraceae. The record is from RefSeq and is a predicted model, not a curated record.
CGCUAUCUCCUUUCCCGCUAAAAUUCCCUUUUUUAGUUUCGUACUGGUGCGUGUCUCUAACGUCUUGAUUAAUAAACCCUAGAUUUGCGAUUUUGUUUUCCCUUUUCUAGGAUAUUACCGAACACUCGAACAGGCUCCGGUUCCAUAAUACCGAGACACAGUGAAUCACUGAGCAACGGAACGCUCUUCUUUCGCUGUAUCUGAUUUUGGUAUCAUAAUUAAUUGAUGGGUGAUGCCGGUAACGUAAGCAGUGGCUCCCACCAUGGAUUAGAUAAAUCUAAAUCUCCAAGAGGGCAUUCUCUUCCAAAUAGAGUGAGCCCAAGACUUCAAAACAUACCCAUUAAAGAAAGACCAUACUAUGGGAAUGAACGGAAGAGAUUAUCAGACCAUCCUAAGGAUGAUGUUGUCACGAAGAAUGCUAAAGUUGAUCAUGUAAUACAGGAAGACCUUUCUAAUGUGGCUAGAGUAGAAAGGAAGGAUAAAGUCGGAAAAGGUUGUCUGGCUGCUUCGGAUAUUCUACCUUCUGAAUGCGGUGAACGUGAGAUUAUAGUUUUAAGUGAUGAUGAUGAUGAUUUAGAUUCGACGCCGUUUGGUGGUAUUCCAGCUGAUUCUACUGGCAAAAGCCCCACUGCAAGGGUGAAGGAGACAUUGAGAAAAUUCAACACUCAUUACCUUCAAUUUGUUCAGAAAGGGAAUCCAUCUGAUCCUGUUAAGGGAUGUACACGUCCAGACCUGAAGGCUAUUUCCGAAAUGCUGCAGAGAAAGGAAAUUUUGUAUCCCCAAAAAAAGUUUGGAGAUCUACCAGGCAUAAAUGUUGGGCAUCAAUUUUUUUCUCGAGCUGAAAUGAUGGCUGUGGGUUUUCAUGGACAUUGGUUGAAUGGAAUUGAUUAUAUGGGAAAAGCUUACGGUAAAUUGGAAGACUACAAGGGCUAUACUUUCCCACUUGCGGUAGCAAUUGUAAUGUCUGGCCAAUAUGAAGAUGAUGUUGAUAAUUCAAAUGAAAUUGUAUACACAGGCCAAGGUGGAAAUGACUUACUUAAUAGCAAGCGCCAAAUUAAAGAUCAAGUUUUGUGUCGUGGUAAUCUAGCUCUUAAGAAUAACAUGGAGCAACGUGUAGCAGUAAGAGUUGUCCGUGGACAUGACUAUGCUAAUGGUCAAAGCCGCAGAGUGUACACAUAUUGUGGUUUGUACAUGGUUGAGAAUUACUGGAGUGAGAAAGGUGUUUCAGGAUUUAUCAUCUUCAAGUAUCGCUUGAGACGGAUGGAAAGGCAGCCUAAAUUAGAAAUAGACAAGGUUCAUUUCUCUCGAGGAAGAGUUUGUAAGGCUUCUUCUGAAUUACCUGGGUUGGUAUGUAUGGACAUAUCGAAUGGCCAAGAAGCUAUAUGCAUUCCUGCUACUAAUCUAAUUGAUGAUCCUCCCACUGCACCUACAGGGUUUGAAUAUACAAGGUUUAUACAAGUUGCGAAAGGUUUGACCAUUCCCUCAAGUGCCCAAGGAUGCAACUGCAAGGGAAAAUGUACCAAUUCAAAGACUUGUUCCUGUGCUAAGUUGAAUGGCUCGGACUUCCCCUAUGUCGAGCAAGAUGGUGGCAGAUUGAUUGAACCAAAGGAUGUGGUUUUUGAAUGUGGUCCAGCAUGCGGCUGUGGACCUAAUUGUGUCAAUCGUACAUCUCAGCGGGGAAUAAAAUACCGACUUGAGGUAUAUCGUACUGAGGACAAAGGGUGGGCUGUUAGGUCUUGGGACUUCAUUCCUUCUGGCGCACCUGUUUGUGAAUACGCUGGAGUUCUGAGGAAGAAUACUGACUUAGAAAAUGUCUCUGGGAAUGACUACAUAUUUGACAUUGAUUGCUGGCAUACAAUGAAUGGAAUCGGUGGAAGAGAGAAGCGACAAGGUGAUGAAUCAGUACCCACAAUUGAUGUAGAAAAAAUAGAUGACAAGAUGUUAGAAAGUGAUUCUGAGUUCUGCAUUCAUGCAUGUUCCCAUGGUAAUGUUGCCAGAUUUAUCAAUCAUAGUUGUGAGCCCAACCUCUUCGUUCAGUGUGUUCUGAGCUCUCACCAUGAUAUGAGGCUUGCUAGAGUGAUUCUAUUUGCUGCAGACCCUAUACCUCCUUUUCAGGAACUUACAUAUGACUAUGGCUAUGCCCUUGAUAGUGUGAUUGGUCCUGAUGGGAAAUUAAAGCAGAUGCCAUGCUAUUGUGGCACAGCUGACUGUCGGAAGCGGAUGUACUAGCUACGCAGAUGAAAAUUCAGUCCAUCAAAUUCAAAUCCAUGGUAUUAUAUUCUUCAUGUAUGCUAUACACUAUAUCAAAUUUCUUUUGUGGUGGGAAACCUCAGAAAGAUUCCCAAUUUUUGGCAUUGAUAAUUGGCUGUUCAUAUUUCAAUCGAUUUUCUUCUGGAAAAUAGGUUAAGGGGAUCAUUUGCAUCAAAUUCUGUUCUUUAAAGAGGAGGUUCUACUGAUUUCAGAAAAGCUGGGGGAAAAAUCACUCAAAACUGUUUGCAUAAUUCUUAAUAUCAUUCAUUUAUUGAAAAUUCGAGUGUAAAUUGCGCCUUUUUUUUGUCAAAAAUCUACUUAUUACAGUACUUUUCAAAUAGCAGUUGUAGGAAUAAGCUAGUCAAUCAAUCAAAGUAAACUAGUUUUGGAAGGCAUGUUGGUGGUCUGUCUUCCACUCAAGUCUUGUGCAGUACUUGGAAGAACCAAGGCUCAAAUGGAUAAAAACAUCAUGAUUAUGCCUAGGAAAGAAGAAACCCAGUUGAAGCUCCAAGAUUUCCUUGGACAAAUACCAUCUUCUCUUCUUUCUUACUUUUCCGGUUUAGUGUUCUUUAGAGAGAGAUAUCAAGUGUUUGAUCAAAGCAUAAUGG